This is a messenger RNA of Dendroctonus ponderosae (mountain pine beetle), 2403 nucleotides long. RefSeq names its product DNA mismatch repair protein Mlh1 (gene Mlh1). Gene Ontology annotation, cellular component: MutLalpha complex. The transcript has 12 exons. Bases 106 to 2307 code for a protein of 733 amino acids. The record is from RefSeq and is a predicted model, not a curated record. Gene Ontology annotation, molecular function: ATP hydrolysis activity; ATP binding; mismatched DNA binding. NCBI's taxonomy places the organism in Eukaryota, Metazoa, Arthropoda, Insecta, Coleoptera, Curculionidae. Gene Ontology annotation, biological process: mismatch repair.
GUGGAUCCAAGGUUAUGUUUAUGUCAAUGGUUUAAACGUUUGAUUUUGUUUAUACAUUUUACUUUUUAUUUAUUAUAGUGGAAAACAAGUUUAAACGUAUUGACAAUGGAUCGGAAGCCGAUUAGGAAACUCAGUCAAGAAGUUAUUAAUCGAAUCGCUGCGGGCGAAGUAAUCCAGAGGCCGGCAAACGCUUUAAAGGAACUGAUCGAGAACAGUUUGGAUGCGAAAGCUUCUAAUAUUCAAGUUACUGUAAAAAACGGAGGUUUGAAGCUGUUACAAAUUCAAGACAAUGGCACUGGCAUUCGAAAGGAAGAUUUCGAAAUUGUUUGUGAACGCUUCACCACUUCCAAGCUUCAGGAAUUCGAGGAUCUCCAUAAAAUCUCAACGUAUGGGUUCAGGGGCGAAGCCCUGGCUAGUAUUUCACAUGUGGCGCACUUGACAAUAAUUUCAAAGACGAAAAAUGAUAUUUGCGCCUAUCAGGCUGAAUAUUGCGACAGCAAGCUGAAAGCCAAACCCAAACCUCUGGCAGGCAAUCAAGGCACAAUUAUCACAGUGGAAGACUUGUUUUACAACAUGAAUGUUAGGAGGAAUGCCUUGAGAUCGCCUGCGGAGGAAUAUCAGAAGAUUUCAGAUGUGGUCACCAAAUAUGCCAUUCAUAAUGCCCUAGUGGGGUUUGCCUUAAAAAAGCAUGGCGCAAACAAUGAUAUUCGCACCCCAGUUAAUUCAACCCACGUUGAAAACAUCAGGCUUAUCUAUGGAAGUUCUAUUGCUAGAGAAUUGCUGGAUUUCAACUUGGAGAACGACAAUUUACAGUUUUCCUGCAGCGGUUACAUGACGAACGUGAAUUACUCGACGAAAAAGUUCCAGUUUUUGCUCUUCAUCAACCACCGGCUAGUGGAUUCUCCCAGUUUGAAAAAGUGCAUCGACGCAGUUUACCAGACUUACCUGCCGAAAAACAGCCACCCUUUUGUGUAUUUAAGCCUAGAAUUGAAUCCGAACAACGUGGAUAUUAACGUGCACCCUACUAAACAUGAGGUGCAUUUUCUGAAUGAAACCCAAGUCGUUGAGUCCAUUGCGACUGCACUUGAGCAGAAAUUGCUGGGGUCGAACAGUUCCCGAGUGUUCUACACUCAGUCCAAACUGCCUGGCUUGCAAAUCGAGACCCGUGAAACUUUAAGGGACAAGGAUGACUCGAGAAAAGUGGCAGAAUCGCCCAAGUAUACGGUCCGGACCGACUCGAAUCUCCAGAAAUUGGACAAGUUUUUCGAUGUGAGCCGAAAAAAUAUUUUUCCCGACAAGCCCCAAGACGCAAAUGUCUCCUUAACAGAGGCGGAAUACGACAAACACCAUGCUCACUUUUUGCAGCAGCAGGAAUCGUUCGAAGAUCGGUGCUUGGAUAAAACUGUUCAGGAUCUGAAUGAUUCGCCAGCUAAGGCGGCUACUGAGCAACCAUCCAACGACGCCGCUGAUAAAUCCAAUGUGGUGUCUUUACAGUCCCAAAUAUCUGCGUCUCAGGAGGCAAAAAAAUGCGAAAAGCCGCUCAGCAAGCAUCUGAUCAAGAAGAUAACCAGAGUAGAUACAAAGUUGACCAGCGUACUGCAGCUUAGGAAAAGCGUGGAGGAAAAUUGCCAUCGAACGCUCCGUGAAACGUUUGCUCAGCACGUUUUUGUCGGCUCAAUCAGCCCAAGCCAGGCACUGAUUCAGUACAACACUCAACUACUGCUUUGCAACACCAAGCUGAUACUUGAGGAACUGUUUUAUCAGUUGGUUUUGUACAAUUUCCAGAACUUUGACUGUUACCGGUUCGAAAAUGCGAUGCCGAUUAAAGACCUGGCGCUGCUCGGCCUGGAUUUGCCAGAUACCGGAUGGACCGAAGAAGAUGGUCCAAAGGAAGAACUGGCUGUUCGGAUUAGUGAGAUUUUAACCGAGAGAGGGCCCAUGCUUCGGGAGUAUUUUUCCAUCAACAUUGGCCCUAAUGGGAUGCUGCAGAGCCUACCCAUCCUGCUUGAAAACUACAUUCCCAACCCCUUGGGGGUGCCGCUCUACCUAAUCCGACUGGCGACGGAAGUCGACUGGGAGGAGGAAAAAAAGUGUUUCGACUCAUUCGCCAGAGAAACUGCCAUGUUUUACGCGAAUGUUUCCAGCGACACUGACGAGAAUGGGAAAUCCUGGAAAUGGGUCACUGAAUAUGUACUGUAUCCGGCUUUAAAAGAAUAUUUUAUUCCUUCGAGGCGUUUCACCCAAAAUGCUGCAAUUUUGGAAAUAGCCAAUUUGCCUAAUUUGUAUAAAGUGUUUGAGAGAUGUUAACUUUUUACUGUGGCAUUGUUUUGCAUUAAGUUUAUUUUGUACACCAUAGGGAGUAACGUUUGUUAUAUUUUGUAAAUAAACCAAAAAAGCGCCUGA